Molecule: messenger RNA, 1776 nt
Organism: Talaromyces proteolyticus
Lineage: Eukaryota; Fungi; Ascomycota; Eurotiomycetes; Eurotiales; Trichocomaceae
Product: indoleamine 2,3-dioxygenase
Exons: 2
Coding region: 262-1614 (450 amino acids)
Cellular component (GO): intracellular anatomical structure
Molecular function (GO): FMN binding; NADPH dehydrogenase activity; NADP binding
Source: RefSeq, a predicted model, not a curated record
CCGAAAACGUCAAGUGCUGCUUUGUUCGUUCGACUUUUACAAAUCGAUGACUAACUUUAGGGCUUCCUUAGCUACGUCAUGGCUUGAUUACUGUACAUACCAAUAAAUUCCCAUGUUAUAAAGCAGUGGAAUGCCCUUCAGCUUCAAUUGAUAUAUAUCUAUUGCGACUGCUGUCUCCUUAAAUAACUCACCACUGCCCCUCAAUCCGGCAGAUCUCAAGCACGUCUUUUACUUGCAACUCCCCACAAUAAUUCCACCACAAUGGGAUCCACGCUCCCACCAGCUCAAGUCACACCAGCACCAGGGCUCUCAUACUUCACUACAGCCAACAACGCCGGCGUCGCGGUCGUCGACAAUAAUUCGACCUCCAUCCCAACCCUCUUCCAACCCCUCACCAUCCGCAAUGUAACCCUCAAAAACCGCAUCGUGGUGUCACCCAUGUGCAUGUACUCUGCCGAAAAUAACCCGUCGUCGCCUAACAUCGGCGCUCUGACAGACUACCACAUCGCCCACCUGGGCCAUCUCGCCCUGAAAGGCGCCGCGUUGGUCUUUGUCGAGGCUACCGCCGUCCAGCCCAACGGCAGAAUCUCGCCUAAUGAUAUUGGCCUCUGGCAGCACAGUACCGAUUCUGCGCAGUUCAAGGGUCUCAAGCGCGUCGUUGAUUUCGCGCAUUCGCAAGGCGCCAAGGUUGGCGUGCAGUUGGCGCAUGCGGGCCGGAAGGCGAGUAUGGCGGCGCCGUGGUUAAGGCCUGCCGAUGCGGCGACAACGAGUCUGCGGGCGGAUGCGGAUGCGUAUGGCUGGCCUGGUGAUAUUGUGGCGCCGUCCGGAGGCGUGGACAUGAUAUGGGGUUCGGGAUAUCACACCCCGCGGUCAUUGAGUGUUGCCGAGAUCAAGGAAUUGAUCGCUGCGUUUGUGGCGUCGGCGAUAACGGCUGUGAAGGCCGGCGUGGACGUUCUCGAGAUCCAUGGCGCACAUGGGUAUCUGCUCACCCAGUUCCUGAGUCCGGUCACGAAUAGACGGACGGAUGAAUAUGGCGGCUCGUACGAGAACCGCACACGCUUCGCGCGGGAGAUCAUCACGGCCGUUCGCAGUGCUAUUCCCGCUGAUAUGCCACUGUUCCUGCGUGUCAGUAGUACGGAGUGGCUGGAGGAUUCGCCAGUGGCGAGGGAGACGGGCAGCUGGGAUGUGCCAUCGACGCUUCGGUUUGUGAAGGAAUUACAAGAGCUUGGAGUGGACUUGGUGGAUGUGAGCUCCGGCGGGAACAAUGAGCAACAGAAAAUCAAGCGUGUAAAGUCAUAUCAAGUCGAUAUUGCGGCGCAGGUUCGCAAGGAGCUGCGUGCUGCGGGCCAUAAGACGCUUGUUGGCGCGGUAGGGUAUAUCACAGAUGCCGACCAGGCGAAAGACAUUGUGCAAGGAGCCGAUCAGGAGGAUGAGCAUGGUGAUGUGAAAGAAGAGGCCAAGGCGGCUGAGAAGCUCCUAAGCGGGCCUGAGCCUCAGGCAGAUGUGGUGUUUGUCGCACGUCAAUUCCUGCGGGAUCCAGCGUGGGUAUUGCAUGUAGCUAAUGAGCUGGGUGUGAACGUUACAGUUCCAAAACAGUUUGGUCGGGCUUAUUAGAGGUCCAUACCAUAGCUCGAUAUAUACACAUACUGUUUUCUAGAUUCUAAAUUGAUGUUAAUUAAUGGAUACUUACGACCUCAUAUUCUUGUGGGCUGCGUAGGCAGUCAUCUGCAAUGUUGAACAGGAUUAUCAAGCUUACAUAUCUAACUCCCUCUCAAG